CUGUCUGUCUUAUCUGCACUCCUGAAUGAUCCGUCUGCUCCUUUGUGACCAAACUCUUUGAUGGUGAGGUUUUGCUUUAAGCGCCGCAGCGGUGUCGGUCAGGAUCGUGACCUGCUGCGGCAGGUGAGGCGACGCCAUCACACCUGCGAUGGAGAAAGCAGUGGAGUGGGAGGAAGAGCAGUUAAGACGAGAACCACAGCACCUUUCAGGCUUCAGGUGCCUCAUUUGGCUCUUCGUCACCGUCUGAGCAAGCUCAGUAAUGGGGUCUGUCGCCCCGCCCCUUGGCGCCGCCGACCAAUUGCCUUCCUUGGUUUCAUCUUAUCGUUCAAUACUCUGCGUCCACUGGCCAAUCGGGUGGCGUUGUACCGCUCCUUUCCAACUCGUUUCCUCUCCCGAGCCUGGGGUCGUCUAAACGAGAUGAAUCUACCCACAUGGCUCAGGAAACCCAUCUACUCUCUGUACAUCUGGACGUUUGGAGUCAAUAUGCAGGAAGCAGCGGUUGAAGACUUGCAUCAUUAUAGAAAUCUAGGAGAAUUUUUCCGGCGGCGCCUCAAACCUGCUGUCCGCCCUGUAUGUGCGGCCUCCCACCUGACAUCUCCAGCUGAUGGAAAGAUUCUCCAUUUUGGUCGUGUGAAGAACUCUGAAGUGGAACAAGUUAAAGGUGUCACCUAUAGUCUGGAGCACUUCCUGGGUCCACAGUCCAUGGAACAACUGGAUUCAUCCUCAUCUUUUCGGGACGUCCUGCUGUCGUCUCCUGACAGUGACCUUUUCCACGUGGUGGUUUACCUGGCUCCUGGGGACUAUCACUGCUUCCAUUCCCCUGCUGACUGGAAGGUGGAGCUCCGGCGGCACUUCCCAGGCUCGUUGAUGUCUGUGAACCCGGGUGUGGCUCGCUGGGUCAAAGAACUGUUCUGCCUGAAUGAGCGUGUGGUGUUGAGCGGCCAAUGGCAGCACGGUUUCUUCUCACUGACGGCAGUUGGUGCCACAAAUGUGGGUUCCAUCAGACUGUAUUUUGACCAGGAGCUGCAGACCAACGCUCCCCGCUACAGGAAAGGCUCCUUCUAUGACCGCAGCUAUGUUGCCACGGGCAACCAGGUCUUGCAGAGGACAAGUGAAGGAGGUGUGGCCUUACAAAAAGGUGAAGCCAUUGGAGAAUUUAACUUGGGAUCCACCAUCGUCCUGCUGUUUGAGGCUCCCAAAGACUUUGUGUUCAAGCUGCAGCCAGGACAGCGAAUCAGAGUGGGCGAAGGCCUCGGCGCCCACUGAGGACUGAAGGCUCCACGCUUCAGAGGCACAAGAAGGCCAUGAUGUGACAAAGACUCAGACUCCCAGAAUGCUUCAUGCCUCAUAAGAGGAUUUGCCAAACCUCUGUUCUGUAUCGGUCGCUCCACCUUCAGGAAAAAAACACUUUGAAUGUUUGAAGCUUUAUUGUUCACCUGUUGAGUGGAGAGCUGAUUAAAAUCGAACUUUGUUUCUCUUUUAAGGAUA
Molecule: messenger RNA, 1488 nt
Organism: Oryzias latipes (Japanese medaka)
Lineage: Eukaryota; Metazoa; Chordata; Actinopteri; Beloniformes; Adrianichthyidae
Gene: pisd
Product: phosphatidylserine decarboxylase
Biological process (GO): phosphatidylethanolamine biosynthetic process
Cellular component (GO): mitochondrion
Molecular function (GO): phosphatidylserine decarboxylase activity
Source: RefSeq, a predicted model, not a curated record